UUGCGUUUCUCCAAAUUUCAAAUGUAUUCUUAUCAUGGAUGAAAAGAAAGUGCGAGUUGCCUCCUCCACUACUUAAUCGAUUUGAAAAACAAAAAAUGUCAAUUAAUGACGACGUUGUUAAUACAAGACAAAAAUCACUUGUAAUAAAGUUGGGUGACUGGACAAGAUGCAUGUCCACUGCUAAUCAAAUAUCUAAAUUGCAAAAUAAUGAAUUUACGCAGAAAGAUUUAUUUAUCGGUUUCAACGAAGAUGAAACUUUACAAACAACAGCAACUUCUGGUGGAAUUGUGAGAGCCGAAAAAUCAAUGUUAGAACAAGAUGAAAUCGAUCAAUGGAAAAAAUUAUAUUUCCAACAAAAACAUGAUA
Funneliformis geosporum is the source of this 366-nucleotide messenger RNA. Lineage: Eukaryota; Fungi; Glomeromycota; Glomeromycetes; Glomerales; Glomeraceae. The record is from the annotation of a GenBank genome assembly.